CAGAUCGGCUUUAAUUUCAUUUCCAUGCAUUCCCAUUCAUUACUAUUUCUGGAAAUUCUACUUUCUCAAGUUUAUAAGUAAAAAACUCCCGCCCUGUUUCCUGCAACCCUACAAACAACAACGUAGCUUUUAGUCUUUCAGAAAUGUCAACCUCUGAUUAUACUCCUAAAGCUAAAGCCAAAGGCAGGGCUUACUGGCACUGGAACACUACCAAAACAAAGCUUGAUUUUCCUGCUGUUAUUGUUUUCUGUUGUUUCUUCUUCGUUUUUGGCUUCCUUUUUUCAAGCCUUCGCUCUCAGGUUUCUGGAGUAAGGCAGAGAGGGAGGCAGCUGCUUAAUUCAGUGGAGUAUGAGUUGAUGGGACAUGGAAAAACUGGAGAUGAUUCUAUUUCUGUUAUUCCUUUUCAGGUUAUAAGUUGGAGGCCGCGUGCUUUUUAUUUUCCGAAAUUCGCAACUCCGGAGCAAUGCCAACAUAUAAUUAACUUGGCAAAACCAAACCUUGCACCUUCCAAAUUGGCUUUGCGGAAAGGGGAAUCAGAAUACCCACAGGAUGUUAGAACAAGUAUGGGCACGUUUCUUAGUGUUUCUGACGAUCCUACUGGAGUUUUGGACGCCAUUGAAGAGAAAAUAGCAAAGGCUACAAAGCUUCCAAGGACUCACUAUGAGGUUGCUACCUUUUUAGUAUAUAUGUCAGAGGUUGAAGGAGGGGAAACUGCAUUUCCAUUCGAGAAUGGGUUGAAUAUGGAUGGAAGUUAUGAUUUCAAGAAGUGUAUAGGUCUGAAAGUGAAGCCACGCAUCGGAGAUGGGUUUCUGUUUUAUUCAUUGUUUCCCAAUAAUACGAUCGAUACGGCAUCACUUCAUACCAGCUGUCCUGUAAUCAAAGGUGAAAAAUGGGUGGUUACGAAAUGGAUCAGAGAUCAAAAAGAUUUUUUUUAGGGAUCGAUUCCUUCCCAUCAGUCAAAGUUGUCCCAGAGUUUUUGAUGGGUUUCUCCUUAUAUCGCCAUUAACUUUUCCAGUUAGUCUCAAUAUGAACACUUGUUUCACAUAUGGGUAUUCCUUUUCUCAUGUAAUUGCUGAAAAAAAUUAGAAUCAGUUUAUACAGAUUUCUCAUGUACAUAAUAUCAAAGCAAAUAAUAAUAUUCUCAGAAGUAUGAAGUAAGAUCUAAGAAUCUAUCUGAACCACACUGUUCUUGGAAUGACUUUAAAUACUGGGUGAAAUCUCAAACCUUGCUUAACACUGAGAGGCCCUCUGCUGCAUCAAUCCACCUUUCAACUGCAACUUUA
Gossypium arboreum is the source of this 1283-nucleotide messenger RNA. Its product is annotated as probable prolyl 4-hydroxylase 9. Gene Ontology annotation, cellular component: endoplasmic reticulum. The record is from RefSeq and is a predicted model, not a curated record. The transcript is spliced from 7 exons. Gene Ontology annotation, molecular function: procollagen-proline 4-dioxygenase activity; L-ascorbic acid binding; iron ion binding. Bases 144 to 935 code for a protein of 263 amino acids. Lineage: Eukaryota; Viridiplantae; Streptophyta; Magnoliopsida; Malvales; Malvaceae. Gene Ontology annotation, biological process: peptidyl-proline hydroxylation to 4-hydroxy-L-proline.